AUGAAGCUUGACUUACAAAAAUAUUUUGAAAUUUCGACAGUUCAUGGUCUUGCUUACAUUUCAAAGCGAUUCCAUAUCGUUGAAAGAUUAUUUUGGCUUAUUGCGAUGAUUCUUUCUGUUAUUUAUGCUUCAAACUUGAUUGUAGAACUUGUCAUAAAAAUUGCAAAUUUUCCGAUUGUUACGUAUUUGUCUGAGCAGUCAUUUUCUGUGUUAGAGAUUAAUUUUCCAGCAGUAACAGUUUGUCCACAGCAAAUUUUUGAACUACCUAAAGGACAUCGACCGUCCAUUAAUAAAUACAGCUUAAACAUUCAAUAUGAAAAACAUACGUUCAGCGUUCUUCAUCUAGAAAGUGCUGAAGUUGAACCAGAGCUUGUGGAUGAGAUAAAAUAUGGAAAUAUAAGUUACAUUGAGUUUCUUAAAAGAAUUGAAAAUGGGAUUAUUAAGCCACAGGAUUUGGGAUAUAAGAUUCUGAAGCGUCUCCAAAUCAUUGAUCUCAUCACAAAUCGUGGAGUUUUUAACAAACUUAACUUCUCAAUCCCAACUGAUGAUUUUCUUGAAGUCGCUAAUCAGUUUGAUAAAGAGCUUGGAUUUGAUUUGAGUUAUUAUUGGAUAAAUGAAGAUCAGCAGUAUAUAACUGAGAUUAUCACAGAAUGGGGUUUGUGCUUUACAUACAACAUAGCAUUCAGUCAUGAUUUAUUAAAUAUUAAUUCAACUUCUGAUGACUUUCAUUACGAGUACUUUCCAAGAUGGUUUGAGGAUAUAAAUAUAGAAAUUAAUAAAUUUCCAAUUAGUAUUUCAACAUCAAAAGCUGGACUGAGAGCUGGAUUUCAUCCUGAUAUAAACAAACUAGGAGAUUUGACUAAAGCACAAUACACAGUUAUUUUUCAUGAUCCAUUCGAACUGCCAACAGCAAAUUCUAAAGUUAUAAAGUUGAACAUUUAUUAUCAAACGAAUGUCCUUGUGGUUCCUCAGAUAAACUCAAUAGACGAGUCGCUUGUUGAGUAUGGACCUUCUGAACGUAAUUGCUAUUUAGAAAAUGAGAAAAUUUUAAAGUUCUUCAAAGUCUACACAAAAAACAACUGCGAGAACGAAUGUCUUUCUGAUUUCAUGCUCAAUCAUUGUGGCUGCAUUGAAUUUUUCAUGAUCCGAAAUUCAACAAGUCGAAUUUGUUCGGCAAAUGAAAUAAAUUGCUACUCAAAAGCUAAAUCUGAUUUUGAAGAGAAUAAUGACUUUUGUGAAUGUUUUGAACCAUGCGAUUUUGUUAAAUAUAAUUUUGAAAUCAAAGAAUAUGGAACUAUAGACUCAAAUUCAGGACAUCUACGCGAAACACUAGGAUUCCAACUUCAGUACAAAACGAAUGAAAUCAAUCAACAAGUCCGCAAAAAGCAAUUCAAUUGGCUCGAUUUUUUUUCGUAUGUUGGUGGAAUUUUGGGACUUUUUGCUGGAUUUUCUGCACUUUCUUUUGUAGAAAUCAUUUACUGGUUCACAAUCCGUGUUUUGUUCAAACAUUUUGGCAAACGAGAUGCAAAAGUUUAUCCAUUUGAAGAAAAUAAUACAAAAUGUUCAAAAUUUAUAGAAUUUUUACAAUCAUUUUUGAGUGAAUCAUCUAUUCAUGGAUUGUGGCACAUUCAUGAGUUUUCAUUGAUCAGUAGGCAAGUCAUGAAAAAAUAUGAAAUUUUUAAUGAAAUUCUAAUUACACAAGCAAGUGCUCCAAAUAGCCGAGUUAUUGCAUAUGAUGACAAUUACAAAUCAGUUGAUGAUAUUCCAUUUCCAGCUAUCACGAUUGUUCCAGAAUUUGCACAUUCCAGUCAUGUUGUAUGGAAAAUUUAUUUUAAAAAGACAGGUUCAGGAUUUAAUGCUGAUGAAUUAUUGAACAAUGAGACAACAAGGGAAGGGUUUAUACUUGAUGUAGCUCAGCGAGCUUUCUGUUAUGAGCAAUAUGAUGGAUAUGAUGACAACUUCGACUUUAGCUACAUUCCUUACAUCAUUAGAGCUUUGAAAAAGAAUUCAAAUAUUGAUUGGUUUAGGAAUCAAUUUUCAUUACUGAAUGGAAAAUAUGAACCAAAAUAUUCAGAGAUUCGAACAUCCAGAGGCAUGGGAUUUACAUUUAAUAUGAUUGAUGCAGACAAGCUGCUUAAUUUUGAUCAAAUUCAUUUAGAUUUCAAUUACACGAGAAAUAUAACUACCAACUCAGAUGAUUCCCUUAUUCUUACCAAAUAUCCUUUGACAUUCAACAGACAAGAUAAAGUCAUUUUUAAGGCAAAGAUUAAGAUGCCUUUUAAUGACAUGUAUGAAACAAUGAUUUGUAUUAAGCAGUCAUUUAUGAUUCAUCAUUCUGAUGACUUGCCGACAUUUAGUCAACGAAAAGAAUUUCUGAAUUUCGACUAUGGAACUACAGUUGACGUAACGGUAACUCCAGAAAUUAUCAGAACAGAUCAUGACUUGAAAUUUUUAAAGCCAGAAAUUCGUGGAUGUUAUUUUGAGGGUGAGAAGUCAUUGAAAUAUUUUAAGACAUAUUCACAAAAGAAUUGUGAUAUUGAAUGCCUUACAAAUGUGACAGAAAAGAGCUGUGGAUGUGUAGACAUUAAUCAACCUUUUAAAAAUAUUCAUGAUGUAUGUCAAAAUAUAUCAAGAAUGUUAGACAAUUGUUUUCGUGAUCUGCAACAUCAAAUUUAUGUUUUCGAACAUUUCUCAUCAGAACAGAACUGCUCGUGCUUGCCACUCUGCAACUCUGUUGGCUACAAUAUCAACUAUAAUAUAAGAAAUGAUCAAGAUGAUAAUGAGACAACAAUAAUUGUAACGAUGAACAUGGAUGACAUCAUUUUGUUCCGAAGAUAUCAACAAUUUACAUUCUCGGAUGUUGUUUCUUAUGUCGGUGGACUUUUGGGACUUUUUGCUGGAAUUUCAAUGCUUUCGAUUGUUGAAUUUUUCUACUUUUUUACAAUUCGAUUAUUGGUCAACUUGUGGAGGAUUUCAAGAGAUUCUGAGAUUAAUCAUGAAAUGAGAUGA
Messenger RNA from Chironomus riparius, 3009 nucleotides. Lineage: Eukaryota; Metazoa; Arthropoda; Insecta; Diptera; Chironomidae. The record is from the annotation of a GenBank genome assembly.